GUCUAUACAAGAACAUGUUCUAAAAGUUUUCUCGCUUCAAAUUCUGUUUACGAACUCUUUCCAAAACACUUCUUGGACGUUUCUUUUUGUUUUUGUUUUUGUUUUUUCUUUGAAAAAUAAGAUAUUUUACAAAACUUUUGAAAAACUGCAUGAGCAAGGAUGUUGGCCACACACACGGCAAUGAGCAGCAAGGCAACAUGGCCACACACUCGUUAGUUGUGAGCUCAACUGGGAUUGAGAGUACAAUUGUCCCGCAUAUCAUUCAUUCCAUUAGCUAAUCGCUUCUGUUGCGAUCCUUGGUGGUUCAACCCAUUUGUUCUUUCAUAUCAAUCGUAGUACAACCCAAUCGCUCUUAAGUUGACUUCUCAUACUUAUAGAUUAUGAUUCUCAAUUAUUUGGCUAAGAUAACUUCCAUCGUUGAGCCUCCCUCUACUCAUUCCAAUCACAUUUCUUAACUUUGGUUUCUCUCAUUAUUUGUUGUCAUUUGCUCAACAAGUAUUUAUAUAAAUCAUCCCAAAUCAACUCCCACUUUUCAGAUUUCCAUGGAUAUAAAAAGAAAUGGUGGCUCAUCAUUCGUACCAUUUCUUUUGUUGAUGGGCAUGAAUUACGGGUCAUUAUGAACUCACCAACAAGCAACCAACCAUUUUGACUCCUUGUUAGUACUUAAAAGUUAACAACUUUAAUCAUCUUCUACUAGAUAAAAUAAGUUGUGUUUUCAAAGUUCAUGUGUAAAGCAAAAGAGAUUGUCUUAUAGUGACUUUAACAUAGAUUACACUCCCAUUGUGAAAUAAUAUAUAACUAUAUUUAUAUCAACUAUAUAUUACAUAUAUAACAAAACCCUAAAAUAAAGUUAAGUUGUCCAAAAUAACAAACUAGCGUCCUCCUUGAAAAAUUAUAAAAAUUUCAAGUUAGAUUGUCUUGGAUUUUAGGAUGUAUUAAGGCUAUCUCCAUGUAUUAGAGAAUAUAAGAAAUUCUAUUUAACAAUUUAAAAAAUUAUAAGAUUUUUUUGUAGCCUUAUCCUUGCAAUUGAAGUAGGAGAUUAAAUCCGAAACUCUUGUCGAAAUUGGGCAAGCAUGCUAGCCUGAAAAGAUUGGUUCCGUCGGAAAACAAGAGGGGUUGGUCAAUAUCGGUUUCAGAAAGUUUCAAAUUGAAAACUUUAAAAAAUUAUUUAUAAGUCGAUCAACCCAAUUAAUAUCAACUGACACUUACUCAUCAAUGUCGAUUUUGUAAAAAAUACCAUCUCCGACCGACCGAUUAACACCGAAGUCGGGAACUUACGCAUACUAGAUAAGUGUAGAGUAUAUAUAUCUUUUUCAAAUUUGAUUAAAUUACCAAAUAUUAUAUCCAAUUCUCUCUCUACCCUUUUUUUAUCUGCGUUCCCGCCCGCCGCUCGGUGAACUCAUUUGCGCAGCUCUUUCCUCUUUCUCUUCUUUGUCUUCCUCUCGGCUUCACAAUCUUCAUCGUCAAUCUUUGAUCCAGCCUAAGAAGGCGCUGUACAUUAUAGGGUUUUAAGUAGAAGUUAUUAGACAAUUGAAACCUCAUAAUUCAACCAAAAUGGCGGCCUUCAAUCUCGUUGCGGAUAUGUAUGACCCGGCCUUGAAGCCUCGCUUGCUACAUAAACUUCUUAGGGAGCACGUUCCCGACGAUAAGCGUGCAUUUUCUGAUUAUUCAGAACUUUCAAAUGUGGUUUCUAUGAUCACAUCCCACGAUCUUCUCUCUGAAUCCUCGUCUUCCAAGGACCAAAAGCUGAUUGAUAGCUGGAAAUCCGCUGUUGAUUCCUGGGUCAACCGUUUGUUUCUUCUUCUCUCCAACGAUAUGCCUGAUAAAUGUUGGGCGGGAAUCAUUUUACUUGGAGUGACUUGUCAACGAUGCAGCUCUAGUCGUUUCUUGGCAUCAUAUACAGAAUGGCUUCACAAGCUUUUACCUCACAUGCAGACAGAUUCUCAGUUUCUGAAGGUGGCCUCUUGUGCUUCAAUCUAUGAUUUAUUCUCGAGAUUGGGUAGAUUUCAAAGUGUAAAGAAAGAUGGGACUUCUUGUGCUGGGAAGGUCAUUCAACCUGUUGCAUGAUGAUAAUACUGAAGCUGUUUUGGAUAAUGCGGUUAAUCUGUUAUGCACCUUGAUAGAUUUCUUCCCCUUCACAAUCCAUCGUCAUUAUGACUCUGCCGAAGCUGCAAUUGUUUCAAAAAUAUUUUCAGGGAAGUGUAGUUCUAACAUGCUGAAGAAGCUUGCCCAUUGCCUGGCAUCACUUCCAAAAUCAAAAGGAGACGAAGAUAGCUGGUCUUUACUAAUUCAGAAGAUUUUGUUAUCCAUCAAUAGUCACUUGAAUGAGGCCUUCCAAGGCAUCGGUGAAGAUUCAAAAGGCAUUGAAGUUGUAAGGUUACUGAUUCUACCAGGAAAAGAUCCUCCACCACCUUUAGGUUGUUGUUCACAAUCAGAAGGUUCCUUGGACAAAAUAAAAAAGAGCUCAGAGCGGAUGUUAACAUCUAGUAUUUCAACCUUGAUGGUUUGCUGUUCCACAAUGAUAACAAGUUCAUACAACCAUCAGGUGGCAGUUCCCAUUCGCCCGUUAUUAGCUCUUGUUGAGAGAGUGCUGACGAUGGAUGGUUCUUUGCCACCCACUUCAGUGCCAUUUAUGACAUCUCUGCAGCAAGAAUCAAUGUGUUUAGAACUUCCGGUGCUGCAUUCAGUCAGUUUGGAUCUCCUCGUUGCCAUCAUUAAGAGCCUUCGCAGUCAAUUGUUGCCACAUGCUGCAUCAAUUGUACGACUCAUUGUGAAGUACUUCAAGAAGUGUGUCUCUGCAGAACUGAGAGUAAAAGUCUACGCAGUUGCUAAGUCAUUGAUGACGUCUUUGGGUGUUGGAAUGGCUGCAUCUCUUUCUCGAGAUGUGAUUGACAAUGUACUAGGUGAUUUGAACCCUGUAAAUAAUGAGAGUUCUGAUCCAUCUAAUGUGAAUCCAAAGGACACGCAAAGAGAUUUACCGCAACACCAUAAUAAGAGAAAACGCCCUUCAGUUCCCACUUCCAUGAAAGCGGCAGCACGAGAGGAAUGAACCAGAGGACAUUACCAGCAGCUGUAGCUAUACCUCAGUCCACUUGAGGAUAGCUGCACUUGAGGCUUUGAAGACUCUUCUUACAUCGGCUGGUGCUUUGAGAUCUGAAGAAGGAUGGCGUGCAAAAGUUGAACAUCUUUUAAUAACAACUGCAACAUCUUCUCUUCAAUGGCCACGAGCCUCGGACGACACCUUUUUCCAAGCCAAUGAAUCUAUUGAGGUUUGGGUGGAUUAUCAGUUGGCGGCAUUUCAUGCACUACUGGCUUCUUUUUUGUCUGCUGUCCAUGUACGCCCACUGGCUUUGGCUCAAGGUCUCGAGCUCUUUCGUAAAGGUAAACAAGAAAAUGGAACCAAACUUGGUGAGUUUUGUGCCCAUGCUCUCUUAGCCAUGGAGGUUCUAAUACAUCCGAGGGUCCUUCCCCUCUCGGAUUUCUUGCCAUUGCGCUUGAGCUCUCCUGAACCACAAGCUGCCUUUAAAUUCCAGGAAGAUCUGUACUUCAACAGUAACGAUUCUAGGAAAUUGUUGAAGGUCGGCCCGCAAAGCAUGGAGCAGAUGGCCUCCGAGGCUCUAAUUAGUGAUGAUGUGGUAGAUAACAAUGAAAUGACGUAUAGCACCUCAAAUGAUAUUGAAAAGGAGCCCUCUGCAAAUGGCAUAGCGAAUAUAGAAAUGCCCAAGAGAACCGAACAGGCCACUGCAGCAGCCAUCUCAGAAGUAGGGGUUGUAGCGGAAGAUGACGUUGAAUUUGCUAAUGCAAGUAUGAAUAGUUCCCCCAUGUCAUCAAAAUCAGAUAAAAUCGAAGAUUUUGGACGGGAUUCGAGCUCGAAUUUAUUGCUAGAAGAUGACUUUCCUGAUAUUAUUGAUGCAGAUCCUGAUACAGACUAUGAAGAGUGAAAAAGGUAUUGUCAAUCAUUGACUCAAUUUUGUAGUUUUAAGGCUUAAGGGUGUUGUUCAGAACUCAAAAUCAAUUAUUAUUGUUGUGUUCUAUUCAUGUAGCCAUAGAUGGCUUGAACUGAUGAUCGAGAAUGGUUAUGUAUAUAAAAAGGUGAAAGUUAGACAAAUUUCAAAAGCUUUGAUUGCUAGUUUCUGAUAAA
Messenger RNA from Cucumis sativus (cucumber), 4141 nucleotides. RefSeq lists its product as uncharacterized. Gene Ontology annotation, biological process: rRNA processing. Lineage: Eukaryota; Viridiplantae; Streptophyta; Magnoliopsida; Cucurbitales; Cucurbitaceae. Gene Ontology annotation, cellular component: nucleus. The transcript is spliced from 14 exons. The record is from RefSeq and is a predicted model, not a curated record. The coding region runs from base 2024 to 3049 and encodes 341 amino acids.